Prorocentrum cordatum is the source of this 2080-nucleotide messenger RNA. Lineage: Eukaryota; Dinophyceae; Prorocentrales; Prorocentraceae. The record is from the annotation of a GenBank genome assembly.
GGCCAGCGCGAGGCUGCCGAGGCGCAGCGCGCGCCCGAGGAGGCCGUGGCGCAGCAGGCGCGCGAGCAUGCGGAGGCGCAGCGGGCAGGGGCGGGUGCCGAGGCGGAGGGCCAGCGCGAGGCUGCCGAGGCGCAGCGCGCGCCCGAGGAGGCCGUGGCGCAGCAGGCGCGCGAGCAUGCGGAGGCGCAGCGGGCAGGGGCGGGUGCCGAGGCGGAGGGCCAGCGCGAGGCUGCCGAGGCGCAGCGCGCGCCCGAGGAGGUCGUGGCGCAGCAGGCGCGCGAGCAUGCGGAGGCGCAGCGGGCAGGGGCGGGUGCCGAGGCGGAGGGCCAGGGCGAGGCUGCCGAGGCGCAGCGCGCGCCCGAGGAGGCCGUGGCGCAGCAGGCGCGCGAUGAUGUGGCGGCGCAGCGGGCGCGCGAAGAGGCGGCGGCGCUGCAUGGGCACGAGGAUGCUGCGGUACAGCGCUUGAGCGGGGUGGCCGAGGCUGGCUUCGGCAGCAGGUCGAGUCAGGAGGGGGUCCCCGUCGGCGGCCCGCCAAGUCGCGAGAAGUCCGAGGAGUCGCGUUGCGACGCCCUCUGGGGCAGCCGCUGCUUGGAGCAGCCGCUGACGAGGACGGCCACGAUCACCACUCCGCUGCACAAUGCGAGUUUCGCCCACUACAGUGAUCAUCGAAUUGGGCUACAGGGGCUUUUUAUAUCCCCAAGCCUAGGCUUCGCGAUGUGCACCAUCGAGAAGAACGGCUGCAGCCGCUGGAACGCAGUGCUGGCGAAGAUGAGUCGCGGCGACCCCCGGUGGGAGUGCGGCGGCAAAGACCCCAGUUGCGAACAGUCGGUCUGGAGUGCAAGCCGGCAGUCGUACUCGAGGAAGGGGGCCGAGGAGGUGUUCCGCAACCGCUCUGCCACGCGGGCCGUGUUCGUCAGAGAGCCUCUGGAGCGCUUCGCGUCGGCCUUCCUGGACAAGUGCCACCCAACGCGUUACCGGGGCCACACCGCCCAGUGCGCCCCGAAGAACGAGCUGGCGGCGCGACCGAGGCACAUCAGCUUUGAGGCGGUGGUGGGCUGGGCCCUGCAGAGGAACCUGUCUGGCGGCAACCUGGACGGCCACUGGCUGCUGCAGGCCAGGCACUGCGAGCUGCACGCCCGCGUCCGCGACUUCACGGUCGUCGGCCUGAUGCAGAAGGACUCCUUCGGGGCGGACAGCAGUUGCCUCCUCGAGCGGGCCGGACUGCAGCGCUUUAACAUGGGGCGCGAUGGCAAGCCGCUCUUCAUGAGGGCGCAGAAGCUGGGCAGCGGCUGGGGGGCGCCGAACGGCUUCGUGGCGCACGGGACCCAGUGGGGCACCAGCGAGGAGGAGGCUGUCCUGCAGAAGCUCUACACCCCGGAGGCCGCGCGCGCCAUGAUCCGGCACAUGCGGGAGGACUACCAGACGUUCGGGUUCCCCGCCGAGCCCGCAUGGGUCGCACGCGCCUCGGGGGAGUGGUUCUCGCAGGUGUGGAACGCGCGCUGGUCCUACAAGCUCCACAGGGCAAGACGGCUGCUGGACGUGGGCUAGCGGAGGCGCCCUGCUGCGGCCCCCGGAGCGGCGCCCACGCCCAGCACGCGCUGGCGGUGGGCGGGGCUCGCCGGCCCGAGACCGGCGGGUGCCAGAAGGAGCAGCCGCAGCCUGCCGGCCGGGCUCCUGAACGGGAGCUCCGAGGACGAUCGCCACGGAGGGAAGAAACCUCGAGGGAAAGGGGCAAGGCGAAGGCGCGGACGAGGACGACGACGGCGAGGUCCCGUGCCCGCGGAGCGCGCCGUUUCCUUCUGAGGGAGGGCCUAGGAGUUAAACGUCACAACGAUACUCCCCCUUCCCCUGCCACCUUCUCUUGGGCAUCGCACGGUGCGCGCUGCGGCGCGCGCUCGCCCGCAGCGGCAGACCUGCGGCCCUCCCCUUUCCUUUCCCUUCUCCCUUCGCCCCUCCCUUGCACGCCGCCCCUGGACUCUCUCGUCUGCACCCUGCGGGGGAGACCGGGCCAGCGUCGGGAGUUGCGGGGCGCGGCGACCAGCGCGGCGGGCCGCCGCGGUGGGCGCGGCCAUCCCCGGUG